Mus caroli (Ryukyu mouse) is the source of this 1038-nucleotide messenger RNA. NCBI's taxonomy places the organism in Eukaryota, Metazoa, Chordata, Mammalia, Rodentia, Muridae. The record is from RefSeq and is a predicted model, not a curated record.
AUGUUCAUCCUGAAGCAGGAAGAGUACAAGAAGGAGGGCAUCAAGUGGACCUUCAUUGACUUCCAGAUGGUCCUGGCGGCCUGCUUAGAGCUCAUCGAGAAGCCUGCAAUCCACCUGAUGGGCACCUUCUCUGUCUUGGAAGAGGAGUGCAUGUUUCCCAAGGUGACAGACACCUCCUUCAAGAAUAAGCUGUCUGACCAGCACCUGGGAAAAUACAACAACUUCCAGAAGCCUAAGGAAAACUUGAACCAGCUGACGUCCAAUUUAAGAACCACUCACCCACACUAUGUGUGCUGUGUUUUGCCUAUGUUAUUCAGGGCCAUGGAACACAGCCUAGUCCUUUACCAGCUCAGGUGUAAUGGCAUCCUGGAAGGCAUCUGCAUCUGCAGGAAGCCGUUCCCCAACAGAAUCCUGUAUGGAGACUUUCAACAGAGAUGUCGAGUGCUGAAUGCUAGUGCCAUUCCAGAAGGCCAGUUCAUUGACAGCAAGAAAGCUUGUAGGAAGCUCUUAGAUUCCAUUGAAACUGACCACACACUGUACAAAUUUGGACACACCAAGGUGUUCUUUAAGUCUGGCUUGCUAGGAACCCUGGAAGAGAUUUGGGAUAAGUGUUUGGCCAAACUGAUCAAUCAGACUCAAGCCGUGUACAGAGGGUUUCUCAUGCCUGUGGAAUUCCAGAAGAUGAUGCAGAGGAGGUUGAGCAUGGUCUUAGAGAGUGAGAAUAUUUUGGAUGCUGAGGAGCGAUGGGACCAGCUGAUCAAAGCCAAGUUCCAGGUGGAGGCCAAGAUCACAGGUGACCAAGAGAAUGAGGAGAUCAACGCCAAGCUGACAGUCAAGAAGAGGAAGCUGCAGGAUGAGUGCAGAGAGCUGAAGAAAGACAUUGAUGACCUUGAGCUGACAUUGACCAAGGUUGAGAAGGAAAAACAUGCCACAGAAAACAAGAUACUUGCUCUUCUUGCAGUUUCUCUCCAGCAAAAUGUACUCACUGCUAACCAAGCUCUGCUUCAUCUUCUAACUGCUGUGGCUUCUUUUAGGUAA